This is a messenger RNA of Linum tenue, 2939 nucleotides long. The record is from the annotation of a GenBank genome assembly. Lineage: Eukaryota; Viridiplantae; Streptophyta; Magnoliopsida; Malpighiales; Linaceae.
AAACACCAAAAAAAAAAAUUCUCCUUUUCCUCUCCAUCGUCUAGCCGUCCGGUAGUGUCCGUCUCCGGUCGCCGACGAUUCUAUCCCUCCUAUAUCCUAUCCCCCGCCCCCUCUCCUCUUUUAUUAUCCCUAAAUUUUGCCCUCUAUUACUUGUCCGGUUUUCGUUUUAGGAUCACAUUCGGGAGAUAGAGUGGCGCCGUGAAAGCCACUGUGUUUCCGAUUCUUAUAUAAUCGUAACGAGGAGAGUGGGGAACGGAGAAAAAAAAUAAAAAAAAUUUGGUUCUAGGAAAGGUAGAAGAAGAAAAAAGGAGUGGGAUUUGCAGAAGGGCUCAAAGGUUCUGAGAUGGCGCAGAUUCAGGUGCAGCGACAGCAGGCGGCGGCGACGGGAGCUGCGGCUCCUCCGCCUCCUCAGUCGAUGCCCACUCAGAAUGGAAUGGCUGGUGGGGUGGCGACUGGACCAAUCCCUUUAGGUUCCACCUCGCUCUAUGUUGGAGAUCUUGAUCUCAACGUGUCCGAGGCGCAGCUUGCCGAUCUGUUUGGCCAAGUCGGCCAGCUGGUGUCCAUUCGGGUCUGCAGGGACCAGACUACCCGGCGAUCUCUCGGCUAUGCUUACAUUAACUUCACCAAUGGACAGGAAGCUGCAAGGGCAUUGGAAUUGUUGAACUUCACUCCACUCAACAACAGUCCUAUCAGGAUCAUGUAUUCACAUAGGGAUCCUAGUCUUCGUAAGAGUGGUGCAGGAAAUAUCUACAUCAAGAACCUUGACAAGGCAAUUGAUCACAAAGCUUUGCAUGACACUUUCUCUGCCUUCGGCAACAUUCUGUCAUGCAAAGUGGCUACUGAUGCUUCUGGACAGUCCAAAGGUUAUGGUUUUGUUCAAUUUGAUACCGAGGAAGCUGCUAAGAAUGCUAUUGACAAGUUGAAUGGCAUGCUGAUUAAUGAUAAGCAAGUUUAUGUUGGGCCCUUUCUCCGUAAGCAGGAGAGAGAUAGUUCUACAAGUAAUACGAGAUUCAAUAAUGUAUUUGUGAAAAAUCUUUCCGAAUCAACAGCGGAUGAAGACUUGAAGAAUGUUUUUGGAGAGUAUGGUUCAAUUACUAGUGCUGUGGUGAUGAGGGAUGGAGAUGGGAAGUCUAGGUGUUUUGGCUUUGUUAAUUUUGAAAAUGCAGAUGAUGCAGCUAAAGCUGUUGAGGCUCUUAACGGGGAAAAAUUUGAUGACAAAGAAUGGUUUGUCGCAAAGGCUCAGAAGAAAUCUGAAAGAGAGCAAGAACUGAAAGGACGGUUUGAGCAAAGUAUGAAGGAAGCUGUAGAUAAGUACCAAGGCCUUAAUCUCUACAUUAAGAACUUGGAUGACACCAUAUCUGAUGAAAUGCUCAAGGAGAUGUUCUCUGAAUUUGGUACAGUAACAUCAUGCAAGGUUGUGCGUGAUCCAAGUGGAGUUAGCAAAGGUUCGGGGUUUGUUGCAUUCGCUACACCUGAAGAGGCUUCUCGAGCUGUAAGUUAAAGGGAUUAAUGAGAUGAAUGGAAAGAUGAUUGUUAGCAAGCCUCUCUACGUUGCGCAUGCUCAACGCAAGGAGGAACGUCGAGCAAGGCUUCAGGUUCAGUAAUUGUGUAUCAUUCUCAUGGAUGGUGCACUUCAUUGAAAAUAUUUUAAACACAUGGAGAGACUUAUUGUUCAUAUAUUAUUGAUGUUGUUGGAUUUUCCAUUUGCUCAUGUUUGAUUUGUGUAUGGAAAUCCAAUAUAAUCAACUGUCAUUUUAAACCUCUUAAAUGUGGCCUUUGUUGGUUGACUAUUGUCGUUUUGCAGGCUCAGUUUUCACAAAUGAGGCCAGUUCCUAUGCCUCCUGCAGUUGGCCCUCGUAUGCCAAUGUUUCCCCCUGGUGCACCUGGGCUUGGGCAGCAGUUUCUUUAUGGCCAAGGUCCUCCAGCCAUGAUUCCUACUCAGGGUGGGUUUGGCUACCAUCAGCAACUUGUGCCAGGGAUGAGGCCUGGUGGUGGUCCCAUGCCAAACUACUUCGUACCUGUUGUCCAGGGUCAACAAGGCCAACGCCCUGGUGGUCGUCGUGGAGGCCCGGUACAGCAAUCACAACAACCAGUUCCCAUGAUGCCCCAGCAGAUGAUGCCUAGGGGUGGACGUGGCUACCGUUACCCUCCCGGUCGCAACAUGUCUGAACUUCCCAUGCAAGGUGGAGCCAUGCUCUCUGUCCCCUAUGACAUGGGUGGCAUGGGAAUACGUGAGGCUGCAGCUGGGGGGCAGCCUAUGCCCAUCACGGCUCUUGCAUCAGCCCUUGCCAAUUCAACUCCUGAACAACAGCGAACUCUGUUGGGUGAAAGCCUGUACCCACUGGUGGAGCAGCUGGAGCAUGACUCGGCAGCCAAGGUUACUGGGAUGCUCCUGGAGAUGGAUCAGACUGAGGUCUUGCAUUUGCUCGAGUCACCGGACGCCCUGAAGGCUAAAGUAGCAGAGGCAAUGGAAGUGCUCCGGAACGUAUCUGCUGCUGCUCAUCCACAGGCAAACAACGCAGCCGAUCAGCUCUCUUCGCUGUCGCUGAAUGAUGGUAUUGUGCCCUAGAGUAGUCACGGGGGCUUUAUGUGGAUGGAAGAAUAAAAGAGUGCAAGGGGUUUUGCACCACCGUGAAGACACAUUUUUGGUGAUUUCGUUGUUUUUAGAGAGUGUUCGUUCUCCUUGGAUAUUUCCCAACUUGUUAGGUCUUUUCUGUUCCGUGGUUGAGUUGUUUCCGAACUCGUUUUGUUCUUUGCCCGGUCAAGUUAGGAUGCUGAAUGUUUUUGGGUAGGAUGCAAUGCUUUUUCCAUUUUGAUGUUGUGCUCAUCUGAAUUGGGUUGGUCUGCGGAAUUUUGGGAUGAACUUCUCGUAAACUACCAUUGGUUUGGCAUCACUUCCAUCUCUUAUAUUUUUUUGGGUUAAUACCUUAUUUUGGCCC